CUCGCGCGCGCGCGCGGGUCCGAGGCGUUGCUCGGGUUCGAGCCGAGGCCGCUUGUAUAACGGCUGGAACCGGACGCUCACUUCAGGUUGACGCGAGAAGGCCGUUAUUUUGCCUCAAGUGCUUUGAAGUGACGCCUGCCUUUCAGUCACGCGCAUGCUUUUACCCGAAGAGUUUGAUUUCUCACAUAACACAGUUCGAAUGUGACUUAAGUCAAAUGAACACCUUUCCUCCCGCUCAGUUAAUACUGGGCUGUUUACAUGUUCUUCAUAGGGCCCGUUGAUGCAGGAAUCCCAAAGCGGGUCUCGCAGCAAAGCAUACCUCUCCUCAGUAGAAUGGGAAAUAACGAAAUCCCAGAAGAAUGACGAGUGUUAGCCAUAGUGACAUUUCUUUUUACAGAGCAAACAAAACACCCACACCCACACACCGUAAAGGGUGGAAGGAGACUUGUGUAAUUUCGAGAUGAUCUGGAAAGGAAAGAGGAAAAUGUUGUCAGGCACUAUUUGUCAGCACCCAAAAGACGACACUCAUCAAUAAUUUCUCCAUGAUAUUAUAAAGAGUUGAUAUAACAAUGGUACUAAUAAUGUUGGGACGCAGAUUGAACAGAGGGGAGAGCCGAGCUCAGGAAUCCCCGGUCACGAAGCGUAAAGUUUUUGAAAUGGACCCAAAGUCUUUAUCAGGCCACGAGUUCUUUGAUUUCUCUUCUGGCUCAUCCCAUGCUGAAAGCAUACUGCAAAUCUUCAAUGAAUUUCGCGACAGCCGCUUGUUCACAGAUGUAAUAAUCUGUGUUGAAGGCAGGGAAUUUCCUUGUCAUCGAGCUGUUCUUUCAGCGUGCAGCAGCUACUUCCGAGCUAUGUUUUGCAACGAUCACCGAGAAAGCAGGGAGAUGUUGGUAGAAAUCAAUGGAAUUUUUGCGGAAGCUAUGGAUUGUUUUUUACAAUAUGUGUAUACAGGCAAGGUUAAAAUCACAACAGAUAAUGUGCAGUACCUCUUUGAAACAUCAAGUCUCUUCCAGAUAAGUGUUCUGCGUGAUGCUUGCGCUAAGUUCCUGGAAGAGCAACUGGAUCCUUGCAACUGCCUAGGAAUCCAGCGUUUUGCCGAUACACAUUCACUGAAAACACUAUUUACCAAAUGCAGAAAUUUUGCACUGCAGAAUUUUGAGGAUGUGGCCCAGCAUGAAGAAUUUCUUGAACUUGGAAAAGAUGAACUCAUUGAUUAUAUUUGCAGCGAUGAACUGGUAAUUGGUAAAGAAGAAAUGGUUUUUGAAGCCGUUAUGCGCUGGGUUUAUCGGGCUGUUGAACUCAGACGCUCAGUGCUACAGGAAAUUCUCACACAUGUGAGAUUGCCCUUGUUACACCCCAACUACUUUGUUCAGACAGUGGAAGUGGACCAGUUGAUCCAAAACUCUCCUGACUGCUAUCAGCUGCUGCAUGAAGCAAGACGGUACCACGUACUUGGAAACGAAAUGAUGUCCCCAAGAACUCGGCCACGGAGGUCAACUGGCUAUUCUGAAGUGAUAGUUGUUGUUGGAGGCUGCGAAAGAGUUGGGGGAUUUAAUUUGCCCUAUACAGAAUGUUACGACCCCAUGACAGGAGAGUGGAAAUCACUGGCUAAAUUACCAGAAUUUACAAAGUCUGAGUAUGCAGUUUGUGCUUUGAGGAAUGAUAUCCUCGUUUCAGGUGGAAGAAUCAACAGCCGUGAUGUGUGGAUUUAUAAUUCUCAGCUUAACAUUUGGAUCAGAGUUGCCUCUCUAAAUAAAGGGAGAUGGCGUCAUAAGAUGGCUGUUCUUCUUGGUAAAGUAUAUGUGGUUGGAGGAUACGACGGACAAAGCCGACUGAGCAGCGUAGAAUGUUAUGACUCAUUUUCCAAUCGAUGGACAGAGGUAGCAUCUCUUAAAGAAGCAGUGAGUUCUCCUGCAGUUACCAGCUGCGUGGGCAAACUGUUUGUGAUAGGCGGAGGUCCUGAUGACAACACAUGCUCUGAUAAGGUUCAAUCUUACGAUCCUGAUACUAAUUCUUGGCUACUCCGUGCAACAAUCCCCAUUGCAAAGAGAUGUAUAACAGCUGUAUCACUAAACAAUCUCAUCUAUGUUGCGGGAGGGCUCACAAAGGCAAUUUAUUGCUAUGAUCCAGUUGAAGAUUAUUGGAUGCAUGUGCAGAAUACAUUCAGUCGACAGGAAAACUGUGGCAUGUCUGUGUGUAAUGGCAAAAUCUACAUCCUUGGUGGGAGGCGAGAAAAUGGAGAAGCUACAGAUACCAUUCUUUGUUAUGAUCCUGCCACCAGCAUCAUCACAGGAGUAGCAGCAAUGCCCAGGCCAGUCUCAUACCAUGGCUGUGUGACUAUUCACAGAUACAAUGAAAAGCACUUUAAACUCUAAAAAAGAGGAGAGUCUGUAAAUACAAAUGAGUGGCAUAUUACAAUCAGGAUUUGAAAGCUGCCUUUUCCAAAGUAUCAUCUGCAAAGAUAAAAGAUUGUACUUUUUGCUUUUACAAUUUUGAAAGUGAUUCCGAAUGUAAUUGUUAAAUGUUUUCAAUAACCACAGUUCAGUAAUUUUUCCCAGAGCAAUCCUAACCCUUGAUCUGUACUGCUGGUGGGGUAAAAGAUGGGCUCCCUCUGUUGGAAUCAGCUGGCACCGGGCUCUGCUGCCACAAUGUCCCCCAUUGUGCCCACUGAAAGUGCAACAGAGCAACACUAACACAGGCAGUGACUGCCAUAAGAACCCAAAAUGGGUAUGGCGGAACAGGGCCAGCAAUGGAUCUGCUAAAUCCAAAGCAGAUCCAUUUCAUGGCAAGGAGCCUGAUUUGGGCUUCUCAGCUACAUGAACAUGGAGCUAGUGGAGCAAGAAUGUUGGAAACUACUAUCCCUGCUUUCUCCCCCUUGUCAGCCCAAGUGCAGAUGUCGUAGUGACUCUUCUGUUCCACCCUGCUGUACCCUGGCCACAGUUAGGAUUGCUCUGUCGUAACAUGUUCUGGUUUGAAAACUGUAUCAAUUUACAUUAGUAAUUAGAUCUUGUUCACUUCUAUGUUAUCUGUAAAACAAAACACCUUGGAUUGUGAGUGUAUAGCAGUGCCUUUGGAAGUAUUCAUCCCUAUUUUAUAUGAAGCAUUAUCUGCAUAUUUUCAUACCUUAUUUGUGGUAAGCACUGUUAACAACUUUACUGUUGCAAGUAUGUGGGCGUUAGAAUUGGAAUAAUGUCUGAAGAUCUAAAUAGCUUCAAAAUAUUGCAUUGGCCUUUGGUAACACGAUAGACCCCUCAUCAGUGAGCAGUGUAUGCACAAGGACAUUCAGUGAGGUAAGCACACACAAAUCACACAUGGUUAUUUGAAUAUAAUCAUGGGAUUGCUUUAAAACUUGCUUCUACACCAAGUCUGAGAAGCUAAUGAUUCUCCCUUGAGUGUACAGAAUUCCCACUUGAAGGCUAUCUGAGCUCAAAUCACAAGUACCCACUAGAAAUGUUCUGUAGAACUUACGAAGAUUUUCUCUGAUUAAGAUUAAAUUUGUGCUCAUGUUCAGUAUUGUUUACUGUUCUCAGAUAGCAAGUCAAUAGAUCUUAGGGGUAGGGAGUUCUUGAUUGAUUAUGAUAAUACCUUUAGAACUAAUAAGUAAAAAAAAACCUGUUGAUUAAUACCAGGUUGUCUUAGUUUUAUUUUUUUAAUGGAAUAGGGCAGGCAAUGCAGCUAUUCUUGAAAAUUUGGCAGAGAUCCACACCUUGUGCUAUGAAUCAUCAUCUGAGUUACUAUAUUUUACUGUAGCACUCCUUAUACAGCAUAAGUAAACCUGUUAUACUUAUCCAUGUCUCCAUGAAAGAACUCUGUUAUACCUGGUCACUGAAUUAGUAAGUGAACAUGUAAUUGUCACUGCACUUAAUUUAUGCUGUAUUUUGUUAAUGAUCAGUGGCCUAUGAUAGACACAGCACAAUAUUUAAUUUGCUGCAAAUGAUAAAAAACUGACGCAGCUACACAGAGCUGACAAAAUUAAUUAUGCAAACAUGUCUAAUACAAGAAAAGUCCAUUAUGCCAUAUCAAACUGUAAUUUUAAUUUGUACUUUUAUGUCAGUUUCCUGAGCCUUACUUUGACAAGUUUCCUAACUCUAAUAUAUGACAAAGUUUGUACUCACAGUGUUUACGUUGCUCUGAAUACUAUUCUGUUUAGGACACUGCAUAUGAUGCUUAUGUAAGCCAAUCCAUACCCUCUCUUUUUUAUGCAUUUCCAUUUUACAUUGUCCAUCCAACGUAUACUAGCUUUAUGGGACUGCAAGGUUUAUUCUUUCUUAAAUUGACAUUUUAGUUUUAUGUAAAAAUAGAUUGUGAAGCAGUGAAUGAAACAAUGGUCCUUACAACUGCUUAAUCUGGCACAUUCCAAUGAAUGCAAUUAUUGAGCAGUAAGUCUGAGUUGUGUGGCCUUAGUAUCUCUUAUUUAAUAGAUCUGUUUUGUUAGGUGGUUGUUGAACCAAUUUUUGUUUUCAAAAAAAAUAUAGCUCAAAUGAUCCACUGAGUGCUUUCUCAUAUGAUAUGACUCUGUUGAGUCUUUCAUGUUCUGACUAUGGAUGCAACUACAUAGUAGUAUUAUUGCCUGUGCUUCUAUCAUUGAGUAGAUUGUGCUACUACUAUUUUCUAGAUGAAGCAUCUUAUAUAGUGAGUAUUCAAUAUUAGCUGUAUGAAUGAGCAAUACUGUAUCUUAACCAAAGAUUGCAUUUCUCUAAUCAAUAUUUCUUCUUCAAAAAAUGACAUAAAAAUUAAUGCAUGAAGUGUAUAUCACUUUGUAUGCUUCUAUAAAGAAAAAAAGGAUGAAGUGGAUCCUCAUGCCAUUAUUCUUUUGAAUGGGUAUACAUUUUAAAGAAGUAGUUCACAAGUGGCAGAUAUUAGACAAUUUACUGGAUGAUACCCAAUACCAAUUUUUUCAUGGCUACUCUUUUGAAGCCAACAUUAAGCUUGGCUCCCAUUGAUAUUGGGCCAUGCACAGACUACAAUGUCUGCAUUUUUCCUUUGCUGAUUUCUUUUGACUUUGGGUAACACCACAAUCACUGCAACCUUAGAACUUCAAGUUUAAACAAACUUAUCUGGGAAAAGGCCCCAUUUCUUUUGAAUAUACAGUACAUGUAUAGGAUUGCACUGCAAAUCAUCUGUGUAACAUCAAUUAUUUGAGACACUUAAAUGAUGCUAGUUUAAAAAACCUAUUUGUAGAUGCAAAUAAAUCCAACUGCUUUUAGCUAUUUGAAAAUGGUACUUACGUAUCUGCUUGUAGUUUGGCAUAUGUCAGGAUAAUCUUUGCUUUAUGAAGGAAAUUAACCUUCUUUACAAACUUUAUAUAUAGUUUAUUCUACCCUAAUUUACUUGCAUGCUCACUCUCCCUCCUUAGAGUCGACUUAAGUGGAAUUCACAUGGAAAAAUUGAUUAAGGGGGAAACAGCUGCAUGUUUUACAGUGAUUUGCAUCCUUCAGCAUGAAUCUUUAUGGAAUAUAUUAUUUCACUUUAACUCACCUAAGUUCACCUUUGCUGUACUGUGCUGGGUCCCUCUUUUUUUGACUAGCCUCUGGUCUGUGCUUUGAUGCUGCCACAUAGCUUAGCCUCCAGGCAACCUGAUACUCUGCAUCAGUGCCUUUUUUCUGGGGUUACACAAGGGUACGCAGUACCGGCACCUUUUUUUCUAGAAGAAAAGCACUAUUUAAAAGUGUGGCACUUACUGUAACAACUUAAUGGUGAGUACUGGCACCUUUUUUUUCUAAAAGAAAAGCACUGCUCUGCAUGUUUGUUCAGUCCCAAGAAGCAAAAGGGGGUGACUUCUCAUUUAAGGGAUUACAGCCUUACUAUACUAGCUGCAGCCUUGAUCCUCAAUCUGUGUUUACUGUGCCUUAAACCUGAUCCUGGUUGUGAUCCAGCUGUGGACACAAUAAGGCCAACCACUGCCUAAUUCUGAUUAAACCACAUUCAUUUGUGGAAUGGGCACACAAGUCAUCUGUAAACCUCAGUAGUUUAAUUGUAUUUUUGUAGCCUCAUCAAGCCUGCAGAUUCUACCUCCUCAGUCAUGCAAUCUGGGUGCAUAUCCCAUUCCUGGGAGAAAAUACAUUUGCUUUGACUUUUUCUUUCUCAACACUGCUUGCACUAGUAUUUUGACUUUUGAUAUGCAGAAGUAAAAUACAAAGUGGGGUAUUCAACUCCAAGUAGACACAUUGUAAUUAAUGAACAUGACUAAGUUAGGUCCGUUAAUUUCAAUAGGUCUAUUCUGAGUUUGCUUAUUUGAGUACCUUCCUAAAACUGGUGAAAAUAUGAUAAAACAAUGAAAGCAGAAUAUUUUACAUGAUGAAGCGAUCUCAGGAAUCACAUUUCAUUUUCUAAUUGAAAUCAAAUAUAUAUCUAAUCCAGUGAUAACAAGUAGAAAGUUACUGAUCCAAGUGUCCUAAGAAAGAAAAUAUUUGUGGAAAAGAAUGAGAUUUGGCAAACCAAAAGUUCUCAUUCCUAUGAAUAAGAACCAUUGCCAGACAACACUUGAAAUAUACUACACUUUGCUUUUGUACUCAUGUAGCGAAUAACUGUAUAGUCAUUGUCAGGAAAUAUGGCAAUUAACUAUGACCUAAUGAAGUUCUGGGUGUGUUUUUUUAUGUUGUACAGUACAUAUAUAAUGUUUGUGUUUACGGUUCCUUCUGAAUUGCAUGUAUAAAGUCAGGCCUGCUUUGUAAAUACACUCAGCUUUUUAUGGUUGUGAAGCACCAUCCCAGAUAUAUAUUGGAUUUCAUCUUGAAGUUGUUGGUUUUGGGUUGCUGGGUUUUUUUUUACCAUUUUAGAGGUCUUUUUCAGUUGAUUAAAGUUGAUACAGACAAUUAUCAGUAAACAGUUAACACAUAUAGUUAAAAUUGCAAUAUAUAUUUAGGCAAUAAUGCUUUUUUAAAAGUGAGCAAUUUAUUUACUAGACAAAAUAGAUUUACAGUGUAAGCCUAUAUGUGUCUAUGCAGAAGUAGGUUACUGAGUUCAAUGGGGCUUACUCCUAGCUAAGUAGGUAUAGGAUUGCAGCCUUAGUUUUAGCUAUAGCCCCUUGUGAGAAAACAGUUGCUGAACAUAUAACAUAGAAUCAUAUAUCUUGCAAAAGAUACCUGUUCAGCAACAUUUCUUGGACUCUUGUAAACAAACUUCAAGAGCAAUUCAAAAACUGACUUGUUGAAACAUAGGAAAAUGUUAUCUGCAUGCAAAAUGAAGAUAUCUAUUUGCAUUUGGUGAGCUCAAUAAAUAUUCACAGUGGUUUCAAAAAGUGAAAUGUAUUCAUAUUUGGUCACUGAGUUGUGCUUGCUGCAAUUUUUUAAACUUGCCCAAGAUUGUAUAUUAACACUACCAGUUGCAUGAAAGAAGUAGUGAAGGAAUGGGUGUUAACAAUUUUGAUAUUGAAAUGAAACAUUUGUUAAGGAUUUUGUUUUGAAAGAAUUUAGUUUUCUACCUGUGCUUCCAUUUCUCUAAAACUAGCAGACCAGGAAAUAACUUUGAUUUUAUUAUUGCAAUCUAAUCCUUAGAAAAACGGCAUUGUUUCAAUCAGCUUCUUUAAAAAUAUUGCACCCAAAAUUUGAGAUGAGUGCCUUCUAGACUUGCCUCCUUGGCAAGUCUAGUACAUUCUGUUUUACAUAAUAUCAUGUACACCGCAGGAAGGUAGACUCCAGACUUGUGAGAUGUACUGUACUUUGUUUUUACUAGAAUAUCAAGAUCCUUACACCACAGCCAGAUACAAGAUACAGUGAUAGUUUGGAAUGGGGCUAGUUUGAGAAAUGUACACCUAGAAUUAAGGAACAGGGCACCUUGAACACAUGCUCAGCCCCGUAAUUCGUUCUCAGUACCAGAACUGAACUCACUGUUUUUUCACAGAAAAUUCUAUGCCCAGUUUCCUCUAAAGCUUUCUUAUUCUUGACAGUCCAAUUUUGAAAGAGUGAAAAGCCUUCUAUGUUGGCGUUAUUACUAUUGAAAAGCAGAAAGCCUUGCUGAUAUACUGCAAAUAGUCAAGAGAUCUACUUGCAGAUCCUGAUCUAUUUCCAUAUCCAUCCAGAAACUCUCUCACUUUUAAGUAUCCUGAAAAGGUUGCUUUUGCAAGAUUUUCAGAUUUAGCAGUUUGACUUGGGUAUACGGUGAGUUAACUUGGUACGUUUCAAAUCAGAUUCUUACAUGAGAUUUGUCCUCCUAAUAUAAUUGAGAAGUACGUUGCUUAAUAUUUUUCUUACCAAUGAAAAACUCAAAUAGGCCAACAUUCCUUUUCAGUUCAGUUACAGCGCUUUCUGAAUACAGUAAUUAUGUCAGUACUGCAGGAUAAAUGGCAGCUAAACAUAUAAAACUCAUCAUGUGAAAUCUUACAGUUGUAACUCAAGGAUAUCAUCUAGUGACAGCAGUUUUAACAAUUAUCACUCAUUUAUGUGCUUUAUGAAUGCAUUGCCGUACCUAAGUCUGUUCUCAGAAUUAUGUUAACACUUAGUUUGUAUUCUUGUAAUACUCAAAUGAUUCAGACAAUAUUUUAACGUUUUGUGUAUGUAUUUAUAGGUAUGUGUGAUUUGUUCUUGUAAUCAUUUUAUAAUAUCAAAGAUGAUUAUUUAGAAAUUAUACAUUUAAAGCUACUGUGUAAUGAUAUGUAGCAGUAUUUAAGUGUGUGUGAAAAGCAUGUGAUUUUAGCUUCUUUUGUAUAAUUAAUCCAAAGAAUAGAGAAUCUGUAUGUUUGUAAACAAAUCUAUUCUUGGUGUAAUCUUUGCCAAAAACAUCAAAUUCUGAAUAAAUAUUGCUAAUUUGCAUAA
This is a messenger RNA of Podarcis muralis (Common wall lizard), 8753 nucleotides long. The record is from RefSeq and is a predicted model, not a curated record. Lineage: Eukaryota; Metazoa; Chordata; Lepidosauria; Squamata; Lacertidae.